AUGGAGAACAGGACUAACUUGGGUGUGAGCUGCUGCUCCAUAUCACCCAUCCCGCUGGCCUACGAAGAGAACAAACGGAAGAUCAUCGAGAGUAUAAAAAGAUGCAAAGAGCUAAAGUGCACAGUUCGAGUCGGUGGUGAAUUGGAACUUUGCGGGGUGAGUUGCAGAGACAGCUUCAAAGAGGUUGAGGAUAUGCACGAAAAUUGUUGGUACUAUUUAAGCGAACUGAUGAAGGAAAAAUGUGCCGAUGGACCCCUCAUGUACAGCAUCCUGUGUUUUGUUAGCAUGCCCGUGUAUUUUAAAAAGAAGUUCUACAACUGCCAAGUGGUUAUCUAUAGGAAUCAAAUUAUUUUACUCUCCCCAAAGGAGUGCCUCAGUGAUGAGGAGAGGAAGUACUUCGCUCCUUGGUCAGCCUUGGGAAAAGAGGGUACUGAGCAGGGGGUCGAAGAUGCUGCAGACACAGACACUGCAGAAGGGACCGCUCCCAUCGGUCAUUCGUCAAGGCACAUCCAGUUUAAUAACAACAGCAUCCAGGUUCUGGGCAACAGUCUGCAAAGGUAUAUACUUCCUAAGUGUGUCCAGGAUAUAACAAAUCAGACAGAGACCUAUAUUGGAAGGGCACUAAUACAGUUAGGUGAUUUAUCUAUUGGGCAUAUUUUUUUGGAUGACUUGAUUCAAGUGGAGAGAGGCAUAAUGGUGGAUGAUCGAGUGGAGCAUUUUAACCGUCACGGCUCAGCGGAGUCGAUAGGGAGUGUUGACACAAGUAACUGCUCCAGCGAUGAGAGCGCCACCGGGGAGACCCACCGCCUUUUUCAGCAGGAUCCAGUAAAGCUGAGUUUGCGCGAAGGACAUGCCAACAUGCUGCUGAGCCAAGUGGAUGUCCUCUUGGUGAGUGGCCACGUCCCCAACGAGUUGCAAUUGUUUAAGAAGUACUUCAUGCAUAUGAUGGAGUUAACAAAAUUGUAUCCCCAUAUGGUCCUCAGUUAUAAUAGCAACUCUGGGUGUGAUAAUUAUUUUUUCAAAUACGAUGGAUUCUCUUUCGUCAGUCAGAAAAACCAAGUGUUGACUAAGAACGCCAGGUUUACCUUCGAUGAGGUGCAGGUUGCAUCCGUGAGCGUAUCUCUACGGAGAGAUUUACACGCACAGGGUGGAAGUAAAAUGGACCUACCCAUGAUCAAAAUGGAGAAGUAUCAAAAAGUUGUGGACAGUAAAACAAGUGCAUAUAGUGGCCACGACGAGGAGUGCAUUUUUUCAUACAAUAAAGAAAUUGAGCUGUUUGUAAAAUAUUCCAAGGAGGUCAUUUGGAGUAACUUACCACACAACUUUAACUGGCAGAUGUACACAAAGAAUAAUGCAUUGAUGUCAACUUUGAUGAGAAAAUAUCACCCGAGUCCUGAGGAUUAUAAAUACCAGUUUUCUAACCAAACGUAUGCCCUGCAUAAUGUAUAUGAAGAACUGUGUUUUAAUGGUGCCAUAUACUUGUGGCACGUUUUACACCUGACCAAUGCAAAGGGAUUUAUGUUGGCCUUGUCUGGGGGAGUCGAUUCUGGGUUGAACGCGUGCAUAGUUUACCUUCUCUCCAUAAUGAUUGAAAUGGGAAUGAAGGAGAGGGGUAUUACCGCUUCAUGGGGAGGUUCCGCGGAUAAUUGCCUGGAUCGUUUCAAUACUGAGCAGUUCUUCCUAAAGUUGAAGCGUCUGUUAAUAGAUACGCCUUGUCGAAAGGUUAUAUGUAAUAAGCUGCUGAACACCCUAUCUCUUCCCUCCAAGAACAGUAGCGAAAAUACGAGAUCCUACGCAGAGCAGUUGAGUAGGGCUAUAAAUUCAUACCACACGGUGUACUGUAUAGAUGACUUGUUUGAUUUUUUUAAAAGUGCGGGGAAGAACAUAAUUGGGGAAGAAAUGAAAUUUAGAAGCCAAGGAGGAUGCAACUACGAGGAUCUAUGUCUACAGAAUAUACAGUCCAGGUCGCGACUUCUAAUGGCUUAUUUCUUCUCCCCCCUUAUAUGCCACAAGAGAUAUUCCCCCCUGAAUUUACACAAUGAAUUUCUACUUACCAUAGCUACUGGUAAUUUGGACGAAACGAUAACUGGAUAUUACACCAAGUAUGACUGCUCAUCAGGGGAUAUCAACGUGAUUGGAAAUGUUAGUAAAAUUCUCAUCAAGGAGACCAUGUGUUUGUUGGCUAACGACCCGAUGUACGAUCUAUCCGUCUGCAAUUCCAUGAAUCAGUUCCACCCGUCGGCUGAGUUAAAGCCUUUGGAUAAUACUCAGACGGAUGAAGAUGAUCUCAAUUUGAAGUACCUGGAGAUUAAGCUGUUGACUAUAUUGAAAAAUAAUUUUUUCUUGGGUCCUUCCUCUAUGCUGCAUUACUUGUCCAGAUACUUCUGGUCCAGGGAGUUAAUGAGUAAAGCUCAACUGUUGGAAAAAGUGAAGACCUUCUUCUGUAGAAAUUUGCAGAAUAUACACAAGGUACUUAUCCUUCCUCCGGCACUCAUGGGAGAAGCGUGCGGAUUGCACCUCUCCAACUUAGUUAACUUCGCGCGCGUGAAUGUUGAUCAGCUGAGGAGAGCCGCAGGGGAGGAUGGGGUCUCGAAGACGUAG
Messenger RNA from Plasmodium knowlesi strain H, 2601 nucleotides. Its product is annotated as glutamine-dependent NAD(+) synthetase, putative. NCBI's taxonomy places the organism in Eukaryota, Apicomplexa, Aconoidasida, Haemosporida, Plasmodiidae. The transcript has a single exon. The record is from RefSeq and is a predicted model, not a curated record. Gene Ontology annotation, biological process: NAD+ biosynthetic process. Bases 1 to 2601 code for a protein of 866 amino acids. Gene Ontology annotation, cellular component: cytoplasm. Gene Ontology annotation, molecular function: glutaminase activity; NAD+ synthase (glutamine-hydrolyzing) activity.